This is a messenger RNA of Macrobrachium nipponense, 1595 nucleotides long. RefSeq lists its product as uncharacterized. The coding region runs from base 1 to 1290 and encodes 429 amino acids. The record is from RefSeq and is a predicted model, not a curated record. NCBI's taxonomy places the organism in Eukaryota, Metazoa, Arthropoda, Malacostraca, Decapoda, Palaemonidae. The transcript is spliced from 3 exons.
AUGCCCUUUUGGUCGAAGCUUUCUUUUAGAAAGGCUUUAGACACACCUGUACAGGAAAGUCCCAGUCUUGAGAGUGUGCCUCCGGGAGAGGGACUCGGAACUCUGGCUGCUGGAAUGGAGAAGUGCAUCAUUGAUCUGCAGAUCGCAAAGGAUCUGUUAUUGAAGGAGGAGCUGGACAAGAUGACUCUUCAUACUUACAAUUCGGAGGAGGGUCCUUUGUGGUGUGUCAGAGUCCUGCCUCUGGGAAGGAAAUCCCCGUCUCUAGAGGGCCUCAAUGGGGAGUUUCUUCAUAAUUAUGCUUUGAUAUUUGGUAUACAUCACUCCAUAGCUGAUGGAACUACUAACGUGAAAAUAUGCAAUUUACUCUGUAACAUUGUGAACGACCUAAUGGGUGGUUUAAUGAUCGACGAUAAAGAGCAGUUGGGUGACAUCACCGGAGAUGCAGAAGUACUGAAAUUAUACGAUGAAGAAGUUGCCAGAUUAAAAGAGAACCCUGAACUGGGCGCGGAAAUAAAGAGAGAACUCGACGAAGGCGCAAAAGUUCGUCCGUUGAUCCGGCAUAUUUGUAAGGUCCCAUCAGAUGUGCCUGUCAUAACUAAAAGUGUCACAGCCAUUUUUAGCUCUGAGAUAUCAGACAGAUUCUACAGGAAGGCGAAGUUAAAGGGAGUCAGCCUUCACUCAGCACUUGUGACUCUUAUCAACCUUAGUUUUGUUAAACUAUUACAAGAGCAUGGCAUCAAUCAGGAUGAAUAUAAUCUGAGAGCUGGACACGAUAUCAACAUCAGGAGAUACUACAACUCGGAGAAGUCAGCGAGAGCUCUCGGCGUCCACGGGCCACAGUAUGGAUACAGAUCUUCGUUCUGGGCGCCAAGAGACUUGGUUCCUGUGUUCUGGGAGACUGCCAAGGAAUUCAACGCAAGGUUUCACGCAGAUAUAUCGUCACGAAAGGUGUUAACGGUGUCAGCGUACCGAAUGAGGAAUGAAAACACAAGCCAGAAUUUCAGAGAAAUGUUUAGGACAGACGGGGAGCCAAAUUACUACUACACCAUAUCAAACAUGGGGAAUCUGUCUGGGGCAUUAUUCGAAGGGGGCCAGUAUGUUGCUCUGAAGAAACUCACGAGGUUCUCUUCUCUUAGGAAUGGGAACUCUUUCAUGUGCAUCUAUAUCCAUACAUUUAGAAACCAGUUGAAUCUGACAUAUGCUUAUUCUUCAAGGUUCUUAUCACAUGACACUGUUGAAAGGCUUGCAGAACUGUUUGAGAUUAACCUGCCGUUAGUUUGUGAUAUUUGAAUGGGGGUUUUCUUUCUGAAGCCUUAGACAUUGCUUAAUAGAAUAAAACAAUUUUAUAUAUGAUGAGAAAAACAGUGGUACAAUGAAAGUUAUUUAUUUUCAUGCAGAAGUCCUUAUGUUAAAGGUUUAUUUUUUUUACUAAUCUUUUGGGCAUUAAUACUACAUUUUUAUUAGCGUUGGUAUGAAUGAAUGAUUUUGAGUUAUCUGGCAUUGUGACAAAUGGGUAUAUCAUGGCUAUGAAAUUAUUUUCGUCUAAGAUGUGAAAACGUGGAGAAACAAUGUAAGAUACACUAAUUAAAAAAAAC